UGCAACGGUUGCCGUCACUUCCGGGUAGGGCAGGAAGCGCAAAUGAACAUUUCCACGUGAGACCAGGUUAACAGAUCUUUUGCUAGCUUGGAAAUAUUGUUGGAACAUCUGAAUGAAGAAAACAAAACAGACGCUGUUGAAACAUUGACGUGGGACCACUUGUUGAUAGUAGCUGGAGAGGAUGGAGGAUGCACAGAAGGAGCAGAAGAAGCACCAGCAGAAGCAUAGCGGGCCGAAGGCGGAGCGGAAAAAGAGCAAGAGGCAGGGAGGAGCGACCGAGGAGAAGGAUGAGCGCAGGAGGAACCCCAAAGCAUUCGCGGUUCAGUCCGCGGUGCGCAUGGCCAAAACCUUCCACAGAGCCCAGGACCUGAAGGCCAAGAAGCACCACAUCCCUGUGGUGGACCGCAGCUCCCUGGAGCCCCCACCCGUGGUGGUGGUGGUCGUAGGACCCCCCAAGGUUGGCAAGAGUACUCUAAUCCGCUGCCUGAUUAAAAACUUCACACGGCAAAAGCUGGGUGACAUUUGUGGACCCGUAACCAUCGUUUCUGGUAAGAAGAGGCGUCUCACCUUCAUUGAGUGUAGCAACGACAUCAGCACCAUGAUCGACUUGGCCAAGGUGGCCGACUUGGUUCUGAUGCUGAUAGACGCCAGCUUUGGCUUUGAGAUGGAGACGUUUGAGUUCCUGAACAUCUGCCAGGUCCAUGGCUUCCCUCGCAUCAUGGGGGUGCUCACGCACCUGGACUCCUUCAGGAACAACAAGGCCCUGCGCAAGACCAAGAAACGCCUGAAACACCGCUUCUGGACGGAGGUGUACCAGGGUGCAAAGCUGUUCUACCUGUCUGGGAUGGUUUACGGAGAGUAUCAGACACAGGAAGUGAAGAACCUCGGUCGGUUCAUCUCCGUUAUGAAGUUCCGCCCUCUGGUGUGGCAGACUUCACACCCCUAUGUGGUCGCUGACCGCAUGGAGGACCUGACGGACCCUGAGCAAGUGAGGGUGGACCCCAAGUGUGAUCGCACGGUGUCCCUCUAUGGCUACCUGAGAGGGACAUACCUGAAGAACAAAGGCCAGGUGCACAUCCCAGGUGUGGGGGACUUUAGCGUGGCGGACGUCAGCUUCCUGCCCGACCCCUGUCCGCUCCCGGAGGCACAGAAGAAGAGGGCCUUGAACGAGAAGGAGCGCCUGCUGUACGCCCCGAUGGCGGGUGUGGGCGGAGUUGUAUACGACAAGGACGCCGUCUACAUCGACUUGCCAGGCGGACACAUCCACCAUGAGCAGGAGGAGGUUCGGCCAACCACAGAGCUCGUUCAAUCCCUCAUCGGCACACACGCCACCCUGGACGCCAAGAUGGCCGCCAGCAAGGUGUCUCUGUUUUCGGGGACGGCGGCGCUGGUUGGAGGCGACGUGUUGGAGGAGCACGGGGAGAGUGCUGCCCCUGGACCAGUGGAGAGUCUGGUCUGGGACCCUGAGGCCAAGAGGGAGAGGAGGAAGGCUGUCUUCAUGGAGGAGGAGGAGGAGGAGGAGGAGGAGGAGCAGGAGGAGGAGGAGGAGGAGGAGGAGGGCAGUGAUGAUGGAGAGAGUGAAGGGGAGGAGGAAGAAGAGAACGUUGAAGUAAAGGAGAUGUCGUUGACCAAAAAGUCAGAGAGAGAAGAGAAGACUGACAGGAAACAGAGGACAGAAGAAGUUCCACCUGUGAAGAGACGGAAAGCUGAGGAGGAGGAGGAGGUUGCUGAAGUGCCGGCUUUUGCGGACAGCGAAGAUGAGCUGGAGAUGAGCGAGGAGGACAGAGAAGGGGAGGAGCUGACCAGUGAAGACGAGUCUGGAGAUGAUGAGAAAAAACAGGUGAAGAAGAGGGACGCUGGCCCUGGAGACUCUGGUCACUGCUCUGAAGCAGAGGAUGGUGAGGAUGGUGAUUCGGAGAAUGAAUCUAUGGAGCAGGAAGUCAGUAUUACCAAGGUUUUAGGAAAAGAGGGAACAAAGUCAAAAGUGCGGCAAGGAGAGAUCGAGGAUGGAGAUCUGUGCUAUGAAACUGCAGGGGCUCUCUGCUGGAAAGAGGGUUUGACUCAGAAAGCUUCAGAGGCAUUUCUACGGCAACAGAGGGCUGCUCCUAACUUGCGCAAGCUGGUCUACGGCACAGUGGUGGAGGAUGGUGCUGAGGAGGAUGAGGAGGAGCUGGGGGGUAUGUUCAAGGUCAGCCGUCCAGACACGGUGAAGAGGCACCGCGCUGACCUCCUUGACUGCUCCCUCUUCCCCCCCGACGCUGGCCGCGACUGGGACCUGGACGAGAUGCUGGACUCCAUCAGGGACUGCUUUGUGACGGGGAAAUGGGAGGAAGGACAAGAUGCUGCCAUGCUACUCAAGGAGGAUGAGGAGCUGUAUGGGGACUUUGAGGACCUGGAGACGGGGACAUUGCACCAGGGGAGGAACCAGGGGGACCAGGAGGACAGCAAGGAGGAGAAGGAGGAACCGUUGAUGAAGGUGGAUGAGGAUGAGGUCCAGAAGAACAAGCGUCUGGAGAAGAAGAGGCGGCUGAAGGAACGCUUCAACUCAGAGUACGACAACGAGGAUGCGACCUACUUCGACGACCUGAAGGAGGAGAUGCAAAAACAGGCGGAGCUGAACAGGACAGAGUUUGAUGACGUGGAUGACGAGACUCGUGUCCAGUACGAGGGCUUCCGUCCUGGCAUGUACGUGCGUCUGGAGGUGCCCUCUCUGCCCUGCGAGUUUGUCACCCACUUUGACCCCCACUAUCCCAUCAUCCUCGGCGCCCUGGGCCCCAGCGAGGGCAACGUGGGAUAUCUGCAGACGAGGCUGAAGAAGCACCGCUGGCAUGGCCGCAUUCUGAAGACGCGUGACCCGCUCAUCCUGUCGCUGGGCUGGCGCCGCUUCCAGACCGUGCCGCUGUACCACAUCGAGGACCACAACGGACGUCACCGCCUGCUCAAGUACACGCCCCAGCACAUGCACUGUGGCGCCACCAUCUGGGGCCCCAUAACUCCUCAGGGUACGGGUUUCCUGGCGGUGCAGUCUGUAGCAGGAACCAAGUCCAGUUUCCGCAUCGCUGCCACAGGAGUGGUACUUGACCUGGACAAAUCUGUUACCAUUGUCAAGAAGCUCAAGCUGAUUGGUUACCCGUACAAGAUCUUCAAAAACACUUCCUUCAUCAAGGGGAUGUUCAACACAGUGCUGGAGGUGGCCAAGUUUGAGGGGGCCUCCAUCAGGACCGUCAGUGGGGUCAGAGGACAGAUCAAAAAGGCCCUGUCCACGCCCCCCGGGGCCUACAGGGCCACGUUUGAGGACAGGCUUCUAAUGAGCGACAUCGUAUUCCUGCGCUCCUGGUUCCCGGUGUCCGUCCCCCAGCUCUACAACCCUGUGACGUCGCUGCUGCUGCCGGCUGGCCAGAAGGACAGCUGGACUGGCAUGCGCACGCUAGGGCAGCUCAAACACGACCUGGGUCUCCGGAACAAGCCCAGCACUGACUCUCUGUACAAGCCAGUAAUGCGAGUGCAGCGGCGCUUCAACCCUCUGCACAUCCCCAAGCAGCUGCAGAAGGCGCUGCCCUUCAAGAGCAAGCCCAAGCAGGACCAGGCCAAGGCCCCUACGCCCCGACACCUGCAGAGGACUGCGGUCAUACGGGAGCCCCACGAGAGGAAGGUGGCAGCGCUGCUCAGCGCCCUGAGCACAGUCAGCAACUACAAGAGCAAGAAGGCCCACGCGGCACAGCACGCGAAGCACAAAGACUUCCUGCGGCAGAAGGAGAAACAGGAAGAGGACAAGAUGAAGCGCCAGAAGGAGGCUCGCAAGAAGCUGCACCGCAUGAUGGGUCAGAAGGAGAAGAAGAAACUGAAGUCUUCCCUGAAGGGGGCAGCGCAGGACGACUGAACACACACAACCUCCUGCCCUGCACAGCUCACAGAUGGAUUAAUAGGGCAGACUCGGGAGAUAAAUCAAGUCUCUCUCAUAAGCUUUCCUGUGUUUGAGCUGGGGGUACAGCCUCUUUAAGAGACCAGACAUUCAACUAUCUAACUCUGCUGGAAGAACACCCAGUUGGUCUGUCUGACUGAACCAGCUCAGGACUGUGUGUGAGUGUUGAAGGCUUAUGUAAGUGUGCUCUGCUGGUGUAGUAGUCACCUUGAGGAUGAUGUUUUUAUGGUUCUGUCCACCAAUUUCCAGCACUGCAGUCUAACUAAACAUUAAGUAUUUUUUACAAUCAGCUUAAUUUAAUAAAUUAACUGACUUCAUGAAA
Messenger RNA from Osmerus eperlanus (European smelt), 4244 nucleotides. It is a transcript of the gene bms1, whose product is annotated as BMS1 ribosome biogenesis factor. Gene Ontology annotation, cellular component: nucleus; 90S preribosome. Gene Ontology annotation, biological process: endonucleolytic cleavage of tricistronic rRNA transcript (SSU-rRNA, 5.8S rRNA, LSU-rRNA); maturation of SSU-rRNA from tricistronic rRNA transcript (SSU-rRNA, 5.8S rRNA, LSU-rRNA); ribosome biogenesis. The transcript is spliced from 24 exons. The coding region runs from base 182 to 3880 and encodes 1232 amino acids. NCBI's taxonomy places the organism in Eukaryota, Metazoa, Chordata, Actinopteri, Osmeriformes, Osmeridae. Gene Ontology annotation, molecular function: GTP binding; U3 snoRNA binding; GTPase activity. The record is from RefSeq and is a predicted model, not a curated record.